AUGAAAGAUAUAAAACUUCGGAACUCUGGUUUAUUUCUUUUUAUUUUUAAAAUGAGAAAAACAAAGUUUAUUACCUUUUCAAUAAUAUUUUUCACUAUACUUCUUUUUGCUUUAUCUUCAUAUGCCAAAAAUAGUGAAUAUGAUGAAAAUCAUUCAUUGAGUGGAUCUUCUUAUAAUGAUGUUUUUUUUAUACCAAACUACAAAUAUUAUAAUCCUUAUGGUGGAAAAAUAUAUGUCAAAAGAGCACCAAAUAAAGCUGAUAUGAUGAUUCGUUUUGGUAAACGGCUCAAACCUUUUGAUGAAUUAGGAAUUGAUGUAUGA
This is a messenger RNA of Strongyloides ratti, 321 nucleotides long. RefSeq lists its product as hypothetical. The record is from RefSeq and is a predicted model, not a curated record. NCBI's taxonomy places the organism in Eukaryota, Metazoa, Nematoda, Chromadorea, Rhabditida, Strongyloididae. The transcript is spliced from 4 exons. Bases 1 to 321 code for a protein of 106 amino acids.